Messenger RNA from Trematomus bernacchii (emerald rockcod), 10006 nucleotides. Its product is annotated as zinc finger homeobox protein 3-like. Gene Ontology annotation, biological process: regulation of transcription by RNA polymerase II. Gene Ontology annotation, cellular component: nucleus. NCBI's taxonomy places the organism in Eukaryota, Metazoa, Chordata, Actinopteri, Perciformes, Nototheniidae. Gene Ontology annotation, molecular function: DNA-binding transcription factor activity, RNA polymerase II-specific; zinc ion binding; RNA polymerase II cis-regulatory region sequence-specific DNA binding. The record is from RefSeq and is a predicted model, not a curated record.
UCGCACAAACCCCUCCGUCCCCCAUCUUCUGUUUACUACAGCCUAUAUGUAGCUUUAAUUACACUGUUGUUUGGUAACAACUUGGACCCCGCUGCUCUCUCUCCCUCUCCCCAUUUUUCCUCCUGGCUCCGUACAAACGCAGAGGAUCAUUCAUAAGGAAUGAGUGGGCUCUCUAUACGAUUGUUUUCUGGACUACUACACACUGAGCGUACGGAGCUUUGUACCAGAGCCGCUGAAGAAAUGUGGGGUAGUAAUGCCUGGCAUCUGUAGCCUCUGGUAUGGACAGCGGUGAGGGAGGGGAUGGAGGGGGAGGAGAGGAGAGAGAUGCUGACCUCAGUCCCCAGGCUUUAUCUCUUCCUCUCCUGACCCAAGCGGUCAUUCCAGAGCAGGGGUCAUCUUCUCAUACCUCAGCCAUGGCCCCUGCCAAAGAGCCCCUGACCCUGCCUCAGCAGGAAGAGGAGGGCGCAGAGGGGUCCCAGGCUAGAGAAGAGACCCAGGGAGGAGAGCAGAAAGAAGGAGGCCGACUUUCACAGCAGAAUGAAGCGUGUCAAAAGCAGGGGAUGGAGGAAGAUUCCGGGGAGGGACAUUUGUCAGGGCAAAGAAAGGAAGAAGGGGAGGUGCGUGUAGGUGUAGAAGAGGCGUCAGUUACAGGGGGCCUUCCAGCAGUCCUUAGCAGCAGAGGGGAAGAGGAGGAGGAAGAGGAGGAGGCCAUCUCAAACCAAAGCCAAACCAAAUCCAAAUGUUCUUUAUUACCUCAACAGAGCCAGCACAGCUCUUCUUCCAGCACGGCAAAGGCCAGUGGCAACCACGACAGCAAAAUAGCCGCUUCUCCAAAGCCCUCCCCCACUCCUUCCACCUCUCCAGAGCCCUCCCCUUUUCUUUCCACCUCUCCAAAGCACUUCACUUCUCCGUCCUCCUCUUCUGCCCUGCUGAGCGAGACAGAGGUAAAAGACAUUAAGGGAGAUCAGGGCUGGAUUUCUGGGUUUCCUCAGAGCUUUAAUUCCCAGCAGUCUACUAUGGCUUUCCCACUGGCAUGCACGGAGCCUGCCAGUCCACCUGCUGAGGAUGAGGAUAGGUCGGCAGGGGUUCCUCACUCUUCCAUUUCCGAUAGAGAUGGUGCCAAAGCUCCAGAACCAAAUGACAGCCAGCUAGACACAGACGUGGAUGAAGAGAGAGACAAAGACGAAGAACAGAAAGACGCUGUCCUUAAAAACCUCAACCAAGACCUCUCUCCUAAUUCACUGACCAGUCACAUGACCAUAAUGCACUCGCGUAACUCCUGCAAGACGCUGAAAUGCCCCAAGUGUAACUGGCACUAUAAGUCUCAGCACACACUGCAAGUCCACAUGAAAGAGAAACAUCCAGAGACGGGAGGCCAGUGUGUGUGUGGCGCCUCCGGGGGAAAGUGUGUGUGUGGCGGUGCAACGCGAGGUGUGUGUGGAUAUUGCACUUCCGGGAAACCCCAUCCUCGCUUGGCCCGUGGCGAAACCUACGCCUGUGGCUACAAGCCCUACCGCUGUGAGGUGUGUGACUAUGCUACUUCAUCGAAAGGCAACCUCAGCAUACACAUGCAGUCGGAUAAACACCUUAAUAACGUCCAGAGCGGUGGACUCUCCAACGGUCACAUGCAGACUCCUCUCAUUACCAACAACAGCAGCUCCUCCGACAGUCACACAGUGGAUGAGCCAGCAUACAAACCCCCACUCUCUACCCCCACACCUACACCCCAGCCCACUAAGCUCACACCACCUGCACACACUCACUCUCACGGUAAGCGGUGGCGGUGUGAUGUGUGCGACUAUGAGACCAGCAUUGCCCGCAACCUGCGCAUACACACCACCAGCGAGAAACACACACAUAAUAUGCUACGGCUCCAGAGAGGUUACUAUCUGUCUCACUGCAGGAGUCUAGCCCCGCAGCUGAAACACCUACAAAACCCAGGUGCCGAGCUCUCCUUAAACAUGCGACUGACCAGUCAACAAGUCGCAGAUCAGCCAGUCGCCCUCGGGUCUACACUGACCCCUUCUCCCUCCCCCUCCCCCUCUCCCCCUCCAGCCUCAUCUAUGUCCCCCACUGAACCCCUCUCCCAGGGUGUGUUUCAAUGCCUUGUCUGCUCCUGCUUUUCGUCCGACAGCUUAGAGUCUGUGGAGCAGCACCUGAACGCCCCUCGCUCCCUGCCCCAGUCUGAGUGGUGCUCCCUCGUUGCUGGAGGCUGCCACUGCAGGCUGUGCGGCUACACCACCCCGCUGAGGGCUAACUUCUCCUUGCACUGUCAGACUGACAGACACCGCACCCGGUACCAGCUGGCUGCUCACCUACAGGAGGGAGGGGACAGGGGUCAGGAGGGGGCUGCCCUUAUUGCUAAGGGCAACCCAGUCCAGCUGAGGUGCAACCUGUGUGACUACGUGACCAGCAGUUUUGACAAGCUACGAGGACAUUCCCUCAAUUCACACCAUGAGGCCAGUGUCCGGGUUUACCGAUUCCUGAGGCAGUAUGAUGGAGAGGUUGAUGGAGGUUCGUGGCUGUUCCAUUGUCUUUUAUGUAACCACUCCUCCUCUUCUAAACUCCAAGUACUGAAACACAGUCAAACCCCAAUCCAUCAGCAGAGGGAAGGGCUACUACAGCUGCAGCCAUUAGGCGGGGAGGAGCUGGCAGCCAUUUUUACCAUCAGGAAAAGACCUGAUGGUGUCACAGGAGAGCUCAGUGACGAUUUGGACAUUUCCAGUGAGAUCACCACUGGUCCUUUGGACACAACCAAAGACAGUUAUACCUUGGAGGCGAUGCAGAUUUCUGAGGAGACAGUAGAAACCAGGGAGGAGGAAAGAGAGAAGCGGGAGUCACUGCUCUCAGUCAAGCGUCCAGCCUCUGGAUGCGAGGAAAUGGAAAACUCAAUAUUAACCAAACGCCCAAGAAUACACCAGCAAAAUCCGAACCAGCAGACUGUCCAGUGCCCUUUGUGCCAGGUGAAAAUCCCCCACACUCACAUCCGACAGCAUCUCUCACAUGUGCACAGUGUGGCGCAGGACUGUGUAGACAAGCUCAUCAGCGCAGUCACAAAGUCUACGGAACAACCACAGGCUCAGGUGCAGAUGGAACCAGAGAAAGAUGAUAGUCAGAAAAUUAAAAACACCAAGAAUAACAAUGCAAAUUGUUCCCAAACUGCUGAUUCCUUUAUCUCAGAUGAUUUACAGAAAAACAAAGGCAUUUCAGUGGAAAACACUGAGGGAGAUGUAGCCGCACCCAAAGAUGUCACAGCUCUACUCACCCCACCCUUAGAAGAUAACACCACUCACCCUUCCAAUAGCAGACUGACUUCUCAGUCCCCAAUUCAGACCCCCCCCCUCCUCCCCGCCCACGUCCCCGCCUGUGACACCCCUCCUCUUUCUGAUCGCCAUGGUUACCGGUUCCGUUGCAGCAGGUGCAGCCUGGCGUUCCCCACUCAGGAGAAGCUCCAGCUGCACUGGCAGUACCAUGCCAUGAGGGCGGCGACAGAGUGCCCCCUCUGUUCUAGACAAUGCCGAAGUCAGGAGGCCCUGCAGAGACACAUGCAGAACACACACUCACAGCUUGGGUCACAAGGGCCGAAUACACUCUUACCAACUCACACUGCUCAAUACAUGGAGCACAAUAAGAGUUCAGUCCUACAACAUUUAAGUUUAUCCCCUCAAGUGGGUGAAGAAGCAGGAGAGGCUGAGGAUGAAGAGAUAGAGGAAGAGGCACUAGGCAUGGAAGUAAAGGAGGAACAAAAAGAAGAAGUACAAUUGAAAGAGAAGGCAAUAAUUGGUGAAGUUGAUGGAGAUGAGGAGGAUGUAACUGAGCCAGAGAAAGGGCCACACGAGGAGAUCAUUUCAGAACCUAAUUCCAGCUCUCUUUUCAAAAGGAGCUCUAACCCCACAAUGGACCGCUAUCUGGAUCCAACCAGGCCCUAUAAAUGCACAAUAUGCUCUGAAUCUUUUACCCAGAAAACCAUUCUUUUGGUCCACUAUAACUCUGUGUCCCAUCUCCACCGAGCCAGACGAGCCCUGCAGGACUCUGGCACAGGUGUUGCUGCCCCUGAGGCGCCCCGUGGCCCAGAUCCUAGGCCCUACCGCUGCAGACUGUGUGGAGUUGGCUAUAGCCAGAGCUCUACACUGGACAUACAUCUUCGCUCUGUCCUUCAUCAAACUAGGGCUCGUGCUGCCAAGAACUCAGCUCCACAGACCCCAGCAUCUACUGUAGCUUCUUCAGUGUCACUGUCUACUACUGUAACCCAAGCUGCUACCACCAGAGAAGAAACAUCCAAGCCUUUUACCAAACGGGCAGACGUUGUGGGCUCUUCAACCUCCUUACUAUUAGGCCCUGGCUUAGCAGCCGAUGCCAAUCAAACCCGUUCAAAAACACCUGACAGCCGGCAGGCUAAAAAGAGAGUGGCUGAACUUAUAGCAUCAAGAAACCAGCUAAUGCUAAUACAACAGCAACAGUUAGCCCAGGCUCAGGCACAGGCUCAAGUUCAGUUACAACAACACACAGCUCUGCUCCAGUCUCAACUGAUGCAGCAACUUCCAUUUGGGACAGAGAAUCUUCUUAAACAACACUUUUCUCUGGCACCAGACAGCUUGCUCUCUCUGCAGCAGCAACUUCUUUUGCCCUUUUACUUAUCUGGAGACAUGCAUCUUAAUGCAGAGUUAAAUGCUAAAAGCCUAGAACUUAGUCAGCUAGUAUGUGCCAACUCCAUCCCAAAAGAACAGAUAAAGGCAGAAAUAAAAAGGGAGUUCCAACAUCAAAUAGAAGAGAAACCAACCCAGACACAAAGUUCAAACGCAGUUGUAAGCCAAUUUAUGGAUCAUGUGCAGUGUGAAGCCAACGUUAAAACUGGCUUCAGUGGAUCAGCCAACAACCAUUCAGGAAGAGAACAGAGCAAUUUUAGUUUUGAGGGAGAAAAAGAAGAAAGGCCUGGUCCUACUGUCAAAAAUGAAAGUCAGAAGGAUGAAACCGAUUCUUCUUCAUUUAAUGAUCAUGGAUUACAGUGUCCUCCUCCCAGAGUCCCCUACGCUGCUGUGAAUGGGGAGCCUCUUCGAGCCCUGCUGCAGAGUUAUGGACAUGAGUUGGCCCUGCAAUAUAUACAAAGCAGACACAGACACCAGCCGCAGAUAUCAACUCAUAUGAUCCCAGAACAGGACUGCUUUGAUAUCAACAAGAUGGAGGCAUAUUCAGAAGAACAAAGAGUUAAGUUAGGUGGACUACAGAAUGAAAAGAUUGAAAGCUCUAACAAGAGUCACAAAGAAGCAGAGGGCAAUAAAGAGACAGAAAGUUUGCCACAAGAGAAAAAGGUGAAAUAUGAAGAAGCCCCCAAAAAAGAGAAAGCAUGUUGUGGAAAAGGGGAAAAGUGUACAGACUGUGGCAAGUUUUUUUCAGAUGCCUUGAUUUUAAAAAGCCACAGGGAGUACAUUCAUAGGAUGCUGAUUCCAACACCUGCACUGGAGAGGUUUUCUAGAGAAUACAGGCUUCAGUAUGACCAGAUGUACCCUCUUACGCAGCCUACAUUUGGGGAGAAUUCAACUACUUUAGCUGCAGCCCCAGUAACAUCCUCAGAACCAGAACCAGAUCCCGCAGCAGAACCAGUUAUGCCCCGAGUUAAAAGCAUGUCACCCUCCCCUGUACCUUCAUUUUCAGAUCCCAUAACCAAAACAUUUCCUCAAGCUACAGACCUAACACCUAAAGGCCCAACGCCUUCCCCUCCUCUCUUUCCUUCUCAACCUCAACAAUUUCCAAAACAAGAUGCAUCCAUAACAUCUGCGACAGCUACUUCUGAAACCACAUCCACAGCAAAUUCAAUGCCUCUUACCUUAUCUACAAUGCAAAUGCUUCCUCUUUCCUUGCCUCAGCUUCCAAUGCUUUCCCUACCCCACAUUCCUUUUCCCAUGGAUCUCCUGCCUUCAGUUAUGAUGCAGUCUGCAGGUUUCCAGUCCCAGCAGUGGUUAGACUCAAGUGUGAACCCUGAGUUUGCGAAACUCUUCCAAUCUCAGCUCAACCAAGCACUGCUAGGGCAGCAGCAACAGCUCAGCCCUUCUUUGCAAGGUCAGCUAACACAACUCAACUCUGCACUGCUGGGUCAACCAUCUCAACCAAGCCCCCUCCAAACAGGACAGCAACCCCAAGUCAGCCCAUCAACACUCGAACAACAGGGUAAGCGAACACGCACCCGUAUCUCUGAGGAUCAACUGAUUGUUCUGAGGAAACACUUUGAUAUUAACACCCUCCCUAGUGAUGAAGAGAUCAACACAAUGUCUGCUCUGUCAGGAUUGGCGCAUAAAGUCAUAAAACAUUGGUUUCGCAACACCUUAUUUAAAGAGCGCCAGCGAGACAAGGAUUCCCCGUACAAUUUUAACAACCCACCAACCACAGCACUGGAGGAGACGAGAGAAGUAGCACAAGACAAGGCUCUGCCACUUUCCCCAUGUUCACUGUCCCCAGCCCUUCCAACCAAUAACCCCCAAGAGCCCCAGACAACAGACCAAGAGAGAGUAGAGUUUCAUAGGGGCCGACGCUCUUCAAGAACCCGCUUUACGGAGCAACAGCUGGAGACCCUGCAGGGGGUGUUUGAGGCAACCCCCUACCCCAGAGAGGAAGAAUAUGACAGGUUAUCUACUUUGUUGUCCCUCCCUAACAGAAUCAUUGUUGUAUGGUUCCAAAAUGCAAGGCAGAGAGCCCGCAAACAUCAAGACAGGGGGACAGAAGACCGUUUAGAGGGGAACAACCAGCUUGACAACCUUCACAGACAGAGAAAUGGCAGCUCCAAGAAUGAUGAUGAUGAAAACAGCUGUGAAGGACAAAGUGAAUCUCACAAUGAAAAUUCCAUGGAUCUGACCUAUGAGUAUUAUACCAACCCUGACUCACCUGCCCUUGAUUCAUCCUCUCACUGCACAGAAAGUGACAAUUUAACAGCCAAAGGUGAACCAAUGCCUGUUAAUAGGAAACAAGAAGAUAAAACAAUAUAUUUCCAGGCUAGCAAGAGCUCACCUCUUUUGCAAACUCAAAAUGGAAUUUCAGAUGCAGAUAUCCAACGUAAAGAAACGGUCCAAAUGAUGAAAACAGGGUCCUCUCCACAACCUGAGCUCAAACUGCAACCAGCAACUAUUUCAGAAGCCCCCCAGCCUUGCUCUUCCUCCUCUUUACACAAAAUGGUUUCCUCCAUUGAAUCCACAGCUCGUUCCAGCCAGAUGCAGACACACAGCCCUUCUUCUGAUCAAGCUGUUGAAAAGCCAGCUGAUACACCACCUAGUUUUCCUGCUUCUCCAGAAUCUGAAACAAGCCUCAUUAGGCUGCCUGAUGCCUCCUCUGCUCCAUCCACUGAAACUCAGCUAAACAACCAGAUCCAACCACAACCCCAGGCUCAGUUCCAGUGCAGUCUCUGCCCAGUGACCUUGCCCUCCAUCCAACUGUGGCAGGAGCAUCAGACCAGGCACCUCCUGGCAGCUCAGUCCCAGGUCCAAUUUCUCCACUCUGGAUUUUCAGAACGAACCAUGCCUUACAUGAUGCUACACCCUAACUCUACCCUGAUGGCCAGCCAAAUGCUUUCUGGUGCUAUGUCCCAGAUGCAUCCUAAUCCCACACAUCCCAUGAUUUCCCACCUAAACAGCUUACAAAUUCAAAACACACUCUCUGAUCACUCCAGUAACCCCCUUACCAGCCUUUCUCAGAGUUCCCUGUCACCCAUGAAACAAAGUUCAAAGCUUUUGUCAGAGACUAGUUUUGAAAGCCAAAGGAGUAGUAGAGAGAUUGAGGAGGAUCACCGAAGGGAUAAGCGCCAGAGGACCACCAUCACCCCUGAACAGCUUGAAGUGUUGUAUCAGCGCUACAGCAUGGACUCAAACCCAACAAGAGGAGUCCUGGAAGGCAUUGCACGAGAAGUAGGCCUUGCAAGACGUGUGGUACAGGUGUGGUUUCAGAAUACGCGAGCCAGAGAAAGAAAAGGACAGUUCCGAUCAAUGGGGCCAGGAUCCAGCUUCAGCUUGGGCUUGAACCACUUGCGCUGUCCAUUCUGCAGGGCUCUGUUCAAGGUAAAGAGUGCUCUGGAUGCCCAUAUGAGGUCACGCCACUGGGCCGAGGCUGAAAGAGCCGGAUACAACUUAUCAAUGAGCAAUGGAUCCAAUGGGCAGACUGGGAUGGCCUUGUCAUCUAUCAUGGAUAGACCAGGUCCAUCUAUUAGGUCCGACCUCAUCCCAAACCAGGGCUAUGGCAUCAUGAACAAAGAGUUGUCUAUGAAGCUUCCGAUGACUUCUUUGUCUUCAACCACUGAUCUGAACAACCCUGAGGAGGAUGAUGAAUAUGAGGAAGAUGACGAUGAGUACCCAUGUGAUGAAGGUUCCAGUACGGCUGAUCAAGGGUCUCCUAGUCCGGAGGGAUCUGGGGGUCCCAGCUCAGAUUGGGGUGAAAUGCAAAGUCUGCAACAGCACCAACACCAGCAGCAGCGACAGAGGACACAGAUGAGCCACUUCCAAGUACUCCAGCUCCGAGACUUCUAUAGGAGCCACCGAACCCCCAACCGACAUGAGUGUGAAAGGCUGGGCCAGGAGUUGGGACUGCCUCACAGAGUGGUGCAGGUGUGGUUCCAGAACGCCAGAGCUAAGGAGAAGAGGGCCAGAAGUCUGAGCUCUGACUCUGCAGAGAGGGAGCAGGCCGAGCUGUCCGCAGGCGUGGGGGAGAGAGACAGAGCUUAGAGAGGCUGACGACGGCCCCUUUGCUUCGAUCUACUACAUCCUCCUCAAAACCCCUUCUGCAACUGCUGUCAACCUCUAAACAUACCCUGUCCACGUUGCUGCCAAACCUGUAUCCUAAACACCCCAAAGAUGCCGAGCCACAGUGGCCCAAAGAGAAACUCUCAACUGAAAGCAGGAGAGAGCCCAAACCAAGUCUUCUGUACCACAGCUUUCCCCUUUUCAUAUUGUUCCUAAACUCUUUCCUGGUCCGUCCUUUCUUGUUGAAAAGAACUCCUCUCCCUAUUCCGUCAAACACCUUACUACAACCAAACAACCACCUUGAUAAAAACCAACCAGAUGCCACAGAGGCCAAAGAGCAUUCUCCAAGUAUGUGACCUCACUGCCCAGCUAGACCUGCAGUCUACCUCUCAGUCUGCAUGACAGACUCACAGUGGGCCCUCCACCAGACAGUGCUAGAUGACUAGCUGUGUAGCAUGUAGUGCCAGUCUGUAAGAGGCUGGAUAAGAAAUUGUCAAAGAGAUUUUAGUGUAAAUAGAGCGCUCCAAAAGAUAAACUUGAAGGAAAACAAAGCAGUUAACGGUGGAAGAUGAUGAAGAUGAUAAAAAAAAAACAACGGAAAAAUAUCCUUGAAGUAGACGGAGGUAUUCACAAAGAGCUUUUGUAAAGACUGACUCAGAUUCCAAAGCUCGUAACCAAAAUUUUACAUGUCUGUGGAUUUAGUUUCAACACGUUUGUUUUCAAUAGCAAACUGCAGAGCUGACGUCUGUACGGUGAAUGGGUGAGAUCUCCAGCUGGCAAAAGUGAGCCGAUAACCAAUAGACUGAUACGGUGCCAAAAUGCAGCUUCACCCACCACAAGCCAAUGAUAAGUCUUCUGUUGUACAUGUAUACCUUGUAUGUUCCUUUAGUGGAUAACAGCCCAAAUAGCACAGAACAUAAUGGCCAGUUUGUCCUGAACGGGGCAAACUAUUUUUUAUAGCACUCAACCAUUAUACUGUAUAUGAAAACUUUAACCAAACUCAAAUUUACAUUGUGUGUGUUUAGUAAUAGUUUCUUAAUAUAAAUCUUAUUGAUUGAGAUAAACUGUCUUGCAUCGAUAUAAUAGUGUCAUGAUUAUGAAAAGAUUAUGACAGCUUUGAUAUGUUCAGGCAAGGUGACUUACUGCCUUUCCGUCCUAUUUGAAUAUACCAAUGGCUGACCAAUGUUGUGUGAUUAAUGUAAAGCUUUCUAUGCUCAGGUCAACAGCUCAACAUGGUUCUCCUUCAACUAUGAUCUUAAUACUGUACUUUUCUGUUUUUGAAACAGGAA